GCAUUUCUCUGUGGGUGGAGGAUCGCGAGAAGGUGGAGUUCAAUUAAAGUUGUCCUGUUUCACAGAGCUGCGAGUGAGGAGAGUCACUGAUAUAUUUGAGUUCAUGUAGGAGCACGCACACGGCUAGCGAUGUCCCCGCUGAUUAGAACUUGCGUUCUCGUAGCGGGGAUUGUUAUAUUCUACAUCGCUUACCUGCUUUUGGGAGCGCUUGUUUUCUCUUACAUCGAAGGACCGGUGGAGGAGACGCUGAGAACUGACUUGACGUCUCUCAAACAGCAAUUUCUCAACCAGAGUUGCAUCAACGCAUCGCAGUUGGACGUCUUUUUGGAAAGAGUUUUGAAGGCCAAUAAGUACGGCGUUUCAGUACUCCGAAAUGGUUCAGGCCAUUCAAAUUGGGAUCUGGCCUCGUCUUUGUUCUUCGCGAACACUUUGGUGACGACAGUAGGAUAUGGCCAUACCACGCCCCUGUCGGACGUGGGCAAGGCCUUCUCCAUUAUCUACGCUCUGCUGGGUGUUCCCUUCACCAUGAUGGUCCUGGCCGCCUGCGUCCAUCGCCUCAUGCACGUGCUGACCUACGGGCCCCUGAAGGUCCUGCAGGACCAUGCGGGCCUGCAGCCGCGGCUGGCCAGCACCGUGCACUUCGGCCUGCUGCUGAUCCUGGUGGUGCUCUCCUUCUUUGCCGUGCCCGCGCUUGUCUUCAGCACCAUCGAGGGCAACUGGUCCUUCCUGGACGGCUUCUACUUCUGCUUCAUAUCGCUCUGCACCAUCGGCCUGGGCGACUUUGUCCCGGCGGAGCAGCCGAGACAGGAGUACAGGGCUCUCUACAAGAUCGCUGUGAUGGUCUACCUCUUCGUCGGUUUGAUGGUGAUGUUCCUGGUUCUGCGCACGUUCCACAGGCUGGCCGACGUCCAUGGCCUCACAGCGUUCUUCCACUUACCCAGCUACGAUGACCUGGCGGAGGACAGGGAGCCCAUCGUGGAGAAGGCCGAAAAGGAGGACACUCGAGAGACCACCAAGCCCCUGGACCCAAGCUCUCAAGUCUCCUACAACUCCUUUGGCAGAUGAAGGACUCUUUUGUGCUCAUUUGCCUCUGCCCUAUUUGUUUUUUUUUGUUUGUUGUUGUUGUUUUGUUUAUGGAGGGUGGGAGUGGCGAUUAGUCACCUACCCUAUGAAUAGAAGGGGGUGACCCUUUGGCUGAUGUGACAUUGGUCAGGGUAGGUACGCUUGACCCCACAAGAACAUCUCAAAGAGGAUCAAACAUGUUUGUGGCACACUAGACUGAGGCAUGGUGAUUGUGGAUAUUUGUUUUUGGACUGGACCGGCUAGCUGGUUUUGAGGGUUUGUGUAAAAUCAAAAGCAGGCAGGUAUGAGUGAGAAGAACCCAGUGUAAUUGCAGCACAUGGCCCAGAACUGCUGUAGGAUUGUGUGUAAACAUGACCCUGCCAUGCAGAAGUGGCGUGGGGUGGUGGGGUGUAAAGCCAGACGGCAUUCUACAGAGCCAGAGUGAUUAUUCUGUAUUGACUGAGCAUAACAUAAGCAUUUACUUUGAAGAGGUCCUUUGGGGAGGUUUGCAGGGUUGACACCAGAAGUGACCCUCUCCUGUCUUAUUGAACACUUUCUUCCUGACCACUUUCUUUGUGUUACUGGACAUCAGAUUGCUAUUUAUUUUGAUUUAAUUUUGUUUCCAAUGACAUCAGAGCCUGCCAGCCUGGUGGGGGUGUUGUUGUUGUGUUAUUUGGUAAUGAAGUCUGUCUUUGUGGAGUCCUUAUGCAAUGACAUCGCUUUUGUAGCAUUUGAGUUCUUGUGCACUCUGGUGAUUUCAUAAGCUGUUUACCAGAGCAUGUCGCCCAAAUGUCAACAAUAUUAAAUCUAGAUCAAUGAGAGACCUCGGGUCUCUGGCCCCAUGGAAAAGUUCUCAGGAGCUUGUAUGUUGAGUCUGAACUCCCAUCUUCACCCUCCCCUUGGGACUUUUGGCAAUUGCAGAAAAAGCACUUUUGUUUAGUUUUCCAUUUUCCUGAUUUUUCAGGCCCAUGUUGUGUUCUUUUUUUGUUUUUGUUUUUCUCCCUCCAGUCACAUGUCAUUUGAUUGGGUAAUUUGUCGAAUUCCAUGUCACUGCAUUGCCAUCUGUGACCUCAUCUGCAACUGAACAACCAGCAGUUCUCGAGACUGCAGUGUGUCCACUGACACUAAACAAGUCUUCCUGUCAGUUUCCUGGUUCUAUCCUCUCUUUCUGUCUUGAAUAACUUAAAUAGGAUGUUAUAUAUAUGUGUUUGUGUGUGUGUGUGAAUAUAAACAGUGAGAUAACUGACUUGCACAUAAGUAGCCUUAAAGAUCUUUAUCCACAUGUUGACCCACAGCACAAAGUGUAGGGCUAAUGAACUAUUUAACUCUCGUCAUACCGUGUGAGGCUGUUCUCUGUAUGUGGAGGAUGGUCACAGGGAAAUCCUUAAGUGACCCCUGUGAUGCUCGCUUCUGUUACAUACCCCACAUCAGAGAGACCUGAGGCUGUAGUCUAGGCGGAGGAGCCUGCUUUAAUGUGCCCUCGUUGUCAUCUGCCAGUGACCGAUGCCAGUGCAAUUUUGAUGUUUGAUACAAUUACCAUGUUAUCUUUGAAUUAUACAUGUAGUUGUUUUACUGAAUGUAGUUGUUUUGUUUAAUAGGACAUAAAAGGGUGCUUGAUGGGUAUAUUUUAAAAGAAGUGGGGGUAAAUCGUACUUGUCACUUGAUUCAAUUUAACUAUGCAAAAAAAAAUGUACUCUGCCAUUGUACUCAAAUAAAAUAAAAAAAGAAUAAUUCAAGUAAA
Molecule: messenger RNA, 2803 nt
Organism: Clupea harengus (Atlantic herring)
Lineage: Eukaryota; Metazoa; Chordata; Actinopteri; Clupeiformes; Clupeidae
Gene: kcnk6
Product: potassium two pore domain channel subfamily K member 6
Biological process (GO): potassium ion transmembrane transport; stabilization of membrane potential
Cellular component (GO): plasma membrane
Molecular function (GO): potassium ion leak channel activity; outward rectifier potassium channel activity
Source: RefSeq, a predicted model, not a curated record